AUGGAAAAGUUUUCUUGGCGUUGUAUGCGUAUAGUUAAAUGGAAAAAAAAUGUGCUGAAAAGAAAAUUUAGUAUAUAUUCAAACACACAAAAAAACUAUAAUAAUAAUGUAAAUCCUAUAUUUAACAAAAAUAUAAAACACUUUUCAGAUACACAUAUAUAUAGUGAUAUAGAUCCUAAUAGUAGGCAUGUUAUUGAAAAAUAUAAAAAUUUGAUAAAAGAGGCGAAUAAAAAUCAAGAGGGGGUAGAAAAACCACAAAAGAAGGAAAGUAUUUUCCCUCAAAAUUUAGUGAAUAAAUAUAAAAAUCAAAAUAUUAACAAUGAACAAAACAAUUCAUUAUAUUCCCAAGAUAAGUCAAUUAAACAUGAUAAAAAUAGUAAUAAAACAAAUGAUAUAGAUAAAAUAAAAGAUAAUAACAAUAAUGUAAUUCCAAAUAAAGACGAAAAAUACAUAAUUUUAAAAAAACAAAUAACAAAAGAAUUCAUUCAUAAAGUAUUUUUACCACAUGUUGAAUCACAAAUAAUUUAUCAUAUAAAAACUUAUACCCCUGAUCAAAUUGUAAAUAUUUUUCACAUUUAUUCUUAUUUAUAUUAUUUUGAUAAAAAAAAAGAAAUAGUAGAUCAAUUGUUAGAAUACUUAAAAUACCGUUUAGAUUGUUUUAGUGUAAAUAAUAUAGUACUAGUAAUGGAGCCACUAUAUAUAUUAAAUAAAAUUAAUAAUAUAUAUAUAUAUAGAUUAAUUAUAAAUUAUAUUAAUAAAAUAUCAGAUAAAUUUAACUUAUAUAAUUAUAUUGGCAUUUCUAGAGUUUUUACAAAAAUUUUAAUUGAUUUAUAUGCUCAAGAAAAUACCACAACCAAUACAAAAAUAGUUUUAACAAAUUUAUUAAAAUAUAUAAAACAAUCAAAAUAUAGAAAAGAAUUACCUCUAAAUCAAAAAAAUAUAUCACAUAAAGAUUUUAUUAUUCAAUUUAUGAAUCAAAUAAUUGAUCGAAUUGAUAAUCAAUUACAUUUGUUAUCAGCCAUUGAGCUAACUGAUAUGUUAACAGUUAUAUCAAAUUAUUCGUUCAAAAAUGAUUAUUCGAAAUAUUAUAUUCCAAAAGAAUUAGCUCGAAAUAAUUCAGGAACAAUAGAAACUCAAAAUGACGAUGGAAAAUCCUCCACAAUAUUUAAUGAGUCUCAAACUCAUACAUUAACACAAAACAAUGCAUAUUUUUUUAAAGAAAAUGUUAUGUAUUUUAUUAUUAUAAAAGAAAUGAUAAAAAAAUAUGAUAAUUUAACUACUUUACAUAAAAUAACAAAUUUAUAUAGUUUGUCAAAAUUAUGUAUAUAUGAUGAAGAAUUUAUUCAGUUAAUUGAAAAAGACAUAAAUAAUUACCAUUAUAUAAAUAAUAUUCAUCAUAAAUAUUUAGCAUUAUUAGUUUGGUGUUUGUUUAAAUUUAAAAUUUUAAAUAGGCAUAUAGACAACUUAAAACCGAUAAUUCAACAAAACAUUUUUAAUUUUAAUGCCAAAGGCCUUUCAAGAUUAUGCCAUUCUAUUUCAUCCGAAAAAGAAGUAUUACACAAAAUAGCAAACAAUCUAAUUAAUAAUGUACCAAACAUGAGUAUUAACGAAUUUUUAUGUUACUUUUACUCAGUAGUUUAUCUUGACUUAUUGCCAUUUUAUGAUUUCCCUGGUGGAAAAAAUUAUGAACAGGGCAUAAAAAAAAAAACUCAUAGUAAUGACCAUCGAUCAAAAGUAAAUGCAAAUCGAGAUCUUGGCGAUAAAAAUAAAACUGGGACUAAUAAUAUGAUUAAUGAGCUACAACUUUUGAAAAAAAAUGAUAUAUUACAAAAGUGUAUUGGUUUCAUUAAUGAUAAUAAAAAAGAUUUAGGAAAAGAUGAAAUGACAAAAAUUGUUUUGCUUUUAAAGAAAAAAAAUCAAGGAAAGUAUCUAUAUGUAUUAGAUAUGUUACCAGAAGAAUGGAAAGGUAUUCUUCAUUUUAUAAACUAG
Messenger RNA from Plasmodium berghei ANKA, 1989 nucleotides. Its product is annotated as conserved protein, unknown function. NCBI's taxonomy places the organism in Eukaryota, Apicomplexa, Aconoidasida, Haemosporida, Plasmodiidae. The record is from RefSeq and is a predicted model, not a curated record. Bases 1 to 1989 code for a protein of 662 amino acids. The transcript has a single exon.